AUAGUCUGAGACACCAAUCGGUGUAGGCACUGCGGUUCAUGGGCGGCCGCAUCUGCACACGUGACAACCUCAUCGAAUCGGACGCGAGACAGCAGAACGGCCUUAUUUGCAUGCGGUGCCUAUAAAGGGAAGGGCCCAGCACACUAACGCUUCAGUGUUCAUCACCUUCUCCUGCGUUGCGUGUUGAAAAGAAAGCAGACGCGAUGCCUGAUCCAGCGAAAUCUGCGCCUGCGCCGAAGAAAGGCUCUAAGAAAGCUGUUACGAAGACUCAGAAAAAAGACGGGAAGAAACGCAAGAAGAGCAGAAAGGAAAGCUACGCGAUUUAUGUCUAUAAGGUACUGAAGCAGGUGCAUCCAGACACUGGCAUUUCCUCCAAGGCCAUGGGCAUCAUGAACUCGUUUGUCAACGAUAUCUUUGAGCGUAUUGCCGGGGAAGCUUCACGCCUAGCCCAUUACAACAAGCGCUCCACCAUCACUUCCCGGGAGAUUCAGACUGCUGUACGCCUCCUCCUUCCUGGAGAGCUGGCCAAGCACGCUGUGUCAGAGGGCACCAAGGCUGUUACCAAGUACACCAGCGCCAAGUAAAGUUCUUUGUUCUCUCUCUUUAAACAAAGGCU
Spea bombifrons (plains spadefoot toad) is the source of this 616-nucleotide messenger RNA. RefSeq names its product histone H2B 1.1-like. Gene Ontology annotation, molecular function: DNA binding; protein heterodimerization activity; structural constituent of chromatin. The transcript has a single exon. The coding region runs from base 204 to 584 and encodes 126 amino acids. Gene Ontology annotation, cellular component: nucleosome. Lineage: Eukaryota; Metazoa; Chordata; Amphibia; Anura; Pelobatidae. The record is from RefSeq and is a predicted model, not a curated record.